GUUUUUUUAAAUCAUUGUUUGAUAUGUGGAUUUAGAUCUUAACUCAAAAUACACACUGAACAAUCAGUAGCAGAUAAUGCCGAUUGCAGCGGAAAAUGGAUAGUAUGUUAUUGACCGAGCUCUGCAUGUGCUCUUUGACACGUCCAUUGUCAAAGUCUCCGUUCUUGGAAAGAGUACAUAUGUUCUUCAACAUUUAUAGCUUUAAGGGAAACUCACAGAAAUUAUUAAUGUCUAUUUAUGUGUGUGCUUGUUUGAGCAUUCUCUGUGAAAAUGUGGUGUUCCAUUAAGCCGAAGGGAAUAGAUUAAUAAAACCUGAUCUUCGUCUCAUAAUAGCACCGUCUGAUUUCCGGAGGCAAACAUGGAGAACGAAAGCUACACACACAUGAGGUCAUUUGCGCCGAAAGAGAAUAUCAAACGUACAAAUAAGAAGUUGUUUGACAAAGGCAUUGGCGUUAAUAACCAACAUGCGUUGAAUGGAUGUGCUGUUCAAAUGAGUGAGUUUCCAGAAGAGGAUGAAGCGACAGAGACAUCACCAAUGCAGGAGAAUGCAAAUAAGGUUUCAAAUGUUCCCCAUCUUAUUUAUAGUAAUUAUCGACGUCAUGGCCAUUCGUCCAUACAAGUGAAAAUCUACAACUUCCUGGAAAGACCUACCGGUUGGAAAUGCUUUGCAUACCACUUUACAGUAUUUAUGAUGGUGUUGUUCUGCCUUAUUAGCAGUGUUCUCUCAACCAUAGAUGAUUAUUCGGACUAUGCAAACAGAGCCCUGUUCUGGAUGGAGAUAGUAUUGGUUGUAUUUUUCGGGGUCGAGUACGUAGUACGACUUUGGUCGGCAGGAUGUCGGAGCAAGUACAUGGGCAUUCGAGGACGAAUAAAGUUUGCUACAAAGCCGAUAUCAAUGAUAGAUUUUCUUGUGGUAGCAGCCUCUAUCAUAGUAUUCUUGAUUGGUUCCGAAGGUCAAGUGUUUGCUACGUCGGCAAUCAGGGGUGUCCGGUUUCUUCAGAUUCUCCGCAUGUUACACGUAGAUAGACAAGGUGGCACGUGGCGACUGCUCGGAUCUGUAAUAUAUCUACAUAGGCAGGAGUUAAUAACGACGUUGUACAUAGGAUUCCUCGGCCUUAUUUUCUCGUCCUACUUUGUCUACUUGGCUGAGCGGGAGAAAAACAGCCAAGAUUUCAGCAGCUAUGCAGAUGCGCUUUGGUGGGGAGUGAUCACAGUGAUGACAAUUGGUUACGGAGACAAGGUCCCAAGGACUUGGAUGGGGAAAAUUGUAGCCUCGUGUUUCGCUGUGUUUGCUAUAUCAUUCUUUGCUCUUCCAGCGGGUAUUUUAGGGUCCGGUUUUGCAUUAAAGGUACAGCAAAAGCAACGACAGAAACAUUUUAAUAGACAGAUUCCCGCAGCUGCUACUUUGAUUCAGUGCCUUUGGCGUUGUCACGCCGCGGAGCCAACAUCAAAAUCGGAGGCUACUUGGCGGAUUCAUAUCCACGAAUCGAAUUCUGACGAGACGGUUUUAGCCCGAAUGGCACGUCGAGCGUCUUUGACGAUUCGCAAGCGUCGCUUCAGUACUCGGCUUGACAACAGUUCCAUCAACAGCCACGUUGCGCGAGAAAGUGUUUCGUCGGGUAACUUUGACAAUGAAAAAACAGGAACCCCGAAAACCCAUCGUCGAGACAGCUUUUGGAGCCAUCGACCCAGCAUAAUCGGUUUCAACUUCGGCCGGGAUGACAACGAUGACACAGACGCCGAAUUCGAUGAACCUGAAAAAGUCGUCGUGCUUACAGAAGCACACAAAACAGCAAUACGAGUUCUUCGUAAAAUCAAGUACUUUGUGGCAAGACGAAAGUUUCAGCAAGCCCGGAAGCCGUAUGAUGUCCGAGAUGUAAUCGAGCAAUAUUCACAGGGCCAUUUAAACAUGAUGGUCCGCAUUAAGGAACUACAGAGGAGGAUAGAUCAGUCAUUAGGAAAACCUGGUAUUCUACAGUCUAAAAGCUGUAAAGAUCGUGAACGACAAACCAUAAGUGCACGAGUAAUGAGAAUAGAAAGUCAGGUGUUUAAGAUGGACCAAAAACUGGACCAAGUCCUUGUGCUUUUACACAGUAUGGUGAAGAAACGACAAAUCGUCAAUCAAGAAUCAAAAGAGGAAGAUGUGUGAUGAUAGCUCAUAUCCACAUAAUUCCCAUAACACAGGUUAAGAAGGAUUCAAUCUCAUAUGUGAAAACGGGCAAGACAAUGAAAAAGAAGAGUUGCAGGCUUAUGUCUGAACACAUGGGGGCAAAAGAGAAGACAAGUGAUGCAAUCUCAUGCAUGAAGAAGUGUUACUAUUUUCUCUCCCAAACCAUGUGGACACGUUAACACCAGAGACAGGAUUACUGUGAAGCAUUUAUAAUUCUACUAAAGUGUUGUUUUUUAACGUCAGUGCAGCUAAUGCAUGGACGAUAUAUAACGUUAUAGAAGAGAAGUUUAUACAUGCCACUUGAAUAGCAGAAUGUGUGUCAGAUUUUGUUCGUUAAAUGUAUUAAUAUAAAAGUACUAUGUUGUAAAAAGAUGAAGCAGUGUAAAUCUCCUGUAUUGCAACAGUGAUAAUAUGAUAUAAUGCGUUGGUAUUGGCAUUGCUUGAAUGGUGAAUAAGUGAUACUGAGAGAAGGUUUUUGGCUAACCAAAAUGUAAAUAAUAUAAGAGUCGAAUCCAACGUUUGAAUAGACAUAUGUGAUAAUAUAAAGUGAAUUGUGCGCUCUGUUAGUGCUGCUUUGAGUUUGAUUUUCGUGUAAAGGACAAGAACAUUUAACAUUAACCCUAUUCGCGUAUCGAAAUUGCAGAUAAAUCCUAUUUCGAAAAGACCAAGAACGAACCGUUGACAGCGUAUAUUAUAACAAUUCACUUCCAGGUAUGCGAGUUAAGACCAGUUAUGCUUCUUGCGCAAAUCGAUCCAACAUGGGAAAACGUUCGAAAACACAGACAAAGAAGCCAUUCGAAUUGAAUGAAGAGUGUUAGACCUUCACUGGGUAGUACCUAGAUUUACAAAGAACUUCAACAAGGUUGUUAUAUGUUUCAUAACACUUUUUGCUCAGUUGAUGUUUUGAUUAUGUGGUAAACUAAGGAUGAUGAUGAAGCUGUCAUAGCAAUCAAUAUACUUUUAUUACGACGUAAAACAAUUCCGAGAAAGGCAAAUGCCAGGAAGGUCAUAUUACGGAACAGCAAGACAUUCAUAUUAUUUUCAAUUGUUCUCUAAAAGACCGGAAGUAUUGACCGAAUUAAUGAUUACAGUGCACAAUGCAGAAACCUGCCAAGUAUACGAGCUUUGAACCAGAACAUAUGAUAUGUGGGAUAAGUACCUACAUCGACGUGUUUUUUAUAUAGCCUAACUUUUCCACUUUUUUGGUUAAUGAGCCUUAUCGGAAAAUAGGAUUACAUUUCAUUUGUAAAAUCUUAAUACUUGAUACCAGAAUACACAAGACACAAUAAAAAAUGGACAGAAAAGAUAGUGUCUAUAAAACGUGGAAUACCAUUUAAUAGGAUUUAUUCCUAAUGAUCUCAACAUCAGACGUGAUAAAUAACGAUUAUAAUACGAUAUGUUUGUGUUUAAUGUCUCUUCUAGUGAAAGCACAUGUUAUUAACUCAGCCUUUAAAAUGCCAUCAGCGGAUACAGAAAUUUACUAAGAUUACAUUUGUUAUAUGUAAUUAUUCGA
Mya arenaria is the source of this 3683-nucleotide messenger RNA. RefSeq names its product potassium voltage-gated channel subfamily KQT member 1-like. Gene Ontology annotation, biological process: potassium ion transport; transmembrane transport. Gene Ontology annotation, cellular component: membrane. NCBI's taxonomy places the organism in Eukaryota, Metazoa, Mollusca, Bivalvia, Myida, Myidae. The record is from RefSeq and is a predicted model, not a curated record. The coding region runs from base 359 to 2149 and encodes 596 amino acids. Gene Ontology annotation, molecular function: voltage-gated potassium channel activity. The transcript is spliced from 15 exons.